Molecule: messenger RNA, 9124 nt
Organism: Chelmon rostratus (copperband butterflyfish)
Lineage: Eukaryota; Metazoa; Chordata; Actinopteri; Chaetodontiformes; Chaetodontidae
Gene: crebbpb
Product: CREB binding protein b
Exons: 31
Coding region: 771-8111 (2446 amino acids)
Biological process (GO): positive regulation of transcription by RNA polymerase II
Cellular component (GO): transcription regulator complex; histone acetyltransferase complex; nucleus
Molecular function (GO): histone acetyltransferase activity; chromatin DNA binding; transcription coactivator activity
Source: RefSeq, a predicted model, not a curated record
UUGACGCGGCUCAGAAUCGGGAUUUCGGGGGGAGCAUUAAUUUUAAAAACCGAUCGGAGCUACCCAGACCGGGCUCAAACGGCUUUUUUCGUGCAGAAAAUCGAAGUGUUAGUUGUUCCGAUGAGGAUUAAUCCGAGCAUGUGAGGGUUACGGGGGUUUUUAUCGUCUCGAAAGCCCACUGUAUAUUUGAUUUCCCUUUUAGCGAGCGCCGCUUCUCGCCGUAUCUCCGUCCCGAGACGCUGUAUUUACCGGGAGACAGCGACGAGAAAAAUAAUCCACUUCAUAGAAAAUAUUUUUUGAAUUUUGCUCUUUUUAUUUAAGCCCAACGUAGAUUUUAUGGCUGCUCGUUUCGACGGCGAAAAAAAUGAUUCUGUACAGACGUGAAACCGGCCAUCUGCGGAGGAAGGGAUUUGCUUACGCCUUUUGUAAUAUUUUAUGAUUGAUUUUUAUUUAUUUUUCUCGAACCGAAAUAAUUUUUGGACGUAAUUAUUGAGGAUAAUUAUGUGGGUGUUGGGUGUUGGAUUAUCAUGGGGUGAUCUUCGGCGGCGAAGCGUGGCGCUGUUGCCUUUCUUUUAAAGCCUUUUUCUCCAGGCAGCGUUUCGCCAGUCUGCCAGUCCAGAAAAAAAGAAAAAAAAAACUGCUAAAUUGCUCCUUUGCGCGUAACGUUAGGAAAAGUUACCAGUUAGCACGAGCCAAAGGCCGACAACUUGGACCGAUCCUGCUGAUAUUUUCCUCCACUAUCAUCCAUUCAUAAGAUUUUUUCGACCAGGAUGGCUGACAAUCUGCUGGAUGUCGGACCCCCCACUGCAAAGCGACCUAAGCUGAAUUCACCUCUCUCAGGAUCAGAUGGCCCAGAUCUUGUGUCUCUGUUUGACCUGGAAAACGACCUUCCAGAUGAGCUCAUCCCCAAUGGAGACUUGGGAAUGGGAAUGUCCUCGAACGGCGGUCCAGGUGGAGGAGGUCCUGGUCUCAACUCCAUUGUCCCUGAUGCAGCUGCCAAACACAAGCAGCUGUCUGAGCUCCUGCGACCAGGAAGCUCCUCCAUCUUGGGAGGUGGUCCCCAACAGGGAGGCAUGGUGGGAAGCCAGUUGGGUGCUGUGCUUGGUAAAAGUCCACUGGGACAGGGCUCUACCAAUCACCAGUCUGCCCAGGCCCAGAAAGGAGGCGCAGCUGCUGGCCAAGGCAAUGGAAGCAUGGGCUUCAAUCAGGCCAUGUUGAACAGUGGGCAGGGUCAUGGCGUCAUGGGCCAGGCAGGACAAGUGAUGAAUGGGGCUCUUGGACCGGCAGGGCGGGGUAGACCUGGCAUGCAGUACCAAGGCCAAGGCAUGCAGGGGGCACAAGGACCUGGUGUUGGAGGCAGCGUGCUGGCAGAGACACUCACACAAGGAGCGCCACAGUUGGGUACGCACAAUGCGUUGAAUGCCCAACAAGCUGGAAACAUGAAUAAGAUGGGGAUGUCAGGAGCUCCAUUUGGCCAGCAGUACGGUCAGGCUGGGGUGCAGCAGAUGGGGGCAGCAGGGGUCAACGCCCAACAACUCCAGAACAAGACAGCCAUUUCCAACAACCUGCCCCAAUUCCCUGCUGAGCUGAAGGGAGCUGGGAGUGUGCCAAACAUGUCCCAGAUGCAGCAGCAGGUAGCCUCGGUGGGCAUGGUACCCGGGGCCAGUUGUGUGUCCGCGGGCCCGACGGCCGACCCUGAGAAGCGCAAACUUAUUCAGCAGCAGCUGGUCCUGUUGCUCCAUGCACACAAGUGCCAGCGGCGGGAACAGGCCAACGGGGAGGUGAGGGCCUGCACUCUGCCCCACUGCCGCACCAUGAAGAACGUCCUCAACCACAUGACCCACUGCCAGGCUGGCAAGUCCUGCCAGGUGGCUCACUGUGCAUCAUCCAGGCAGAUCAUCUCCCACUGGAAGAACUGUACGCGGCACGACUGUCCGGUCUGCCUGCCUUUGAAGAAUGCAAGUGACAAGAGGAACCAGCAACCCAUGCUAGGUUCCCCCGGUGCUGGCCUCCAGAACGCCAUCAGUACGGUGGGGCCAGGCCAGCCCAGUGCCACAGCCAUCAACAGUGCUGCCACACACAUUGACCCCAGCUCCAUGCAGAGAGCCUAUGCUGCCCUUGGCCUGCCGUAUGGGAACCAGUCCCCUGCUCAGGUCCAGGGACAGGGCCCUGCUCAGCAAAACCCCCAGGGCCCCCAGCACCAGCAGCUGCGAAAUAUGAACCCACUAGGCACUAAUCAGAUGAACCAGAUGGCAGGAGGCAUGGGUGUCCCCUCUUCAGACCAGUCUGGCAUGCACUCCGACUCCUCCUUACCAUCCACACUCAACAAUCAGCUGAUGCCAGAUGGGUCAGCAGCAGGAGGCAUGGGAAACCUGCCCACUGCCACCCCUCUCUCUGCUUCAGGGGUAAGGAAGGCCUGGCAUGAACAUGUCACUCAGGACCUGCGCACUCACCUGGUGCACAAACUUGUACAAGCCAUAUUCCCCACCCCAGACCCCGCAGCACUGAAGGACCGGCGAAUGGAGAACCUGGUGGCAUAUGCACGCAAGGUUGAGGGUGACAUGUACGAGUCGGCUAACAGCAGGGAUGAGUAUUACCACUUCCUGGCCGAGAAAAUCUACAAAAUCCAGAAGGAACUGGAGGAGAAGAGGCGCUCACGGCUCCAGAAACAGCCUGGCAUGGUGGGCACAGCUGGGCCUCAGCAGCCUGGUAUGGCUCAGCCCAACGCCAUGGGCCCAGGACAGGCCGUCCGACCUCCCAAUGGACCUGUGCCUAUGCCCAACAUGCCAAAUCAGAUAAUGAACCGUAUGCAGGUGCCCCAAGGAAUCAAUCAGUUUAACCCAAUGGCAAUGCAGAAUACGCAGAUGUCUCAGGCACCCAUGGGAGCACGUGCUCCGUCCCCCAUGAACCAUCCACAGCAGAUGAACAUGAGCUCCGUCCCAGCGAUGGGCAUGUCCCCGUCAAGGAUGCCUCAGACUCAAGGAAUGAUGGGUAGUCAUGCUAACAACAUGGUGGCUCAGCCAGCCAACCAGGGCCAGUUCCUGCCUCAGGGCCAGUUCGCUGCAGCAGCAGGUGGAGCAAUGAAUGUGAACGUAGGCUUGGGCCAGCCCAUAACACAGACUGCGGUCACACAGCAGCCACAGAACUCUAACCUCCCUCUGAAUGCGCUGGGAUCCCUUGGCUCCCAGCUGCCCUGUGGCCCCACAGCCCAGCCCACCCUGCGUGCCACCCCGCCACCCAACGCCUCUGCCAGCCACCAACCUCAGCAGCAGCUGCAGCAGCAGCAGCAUCAUGCUCCUGCACAGGCACAGGUGCUGCCGCAGCCCUCCACCCCAGCCUCUGCGGGUGGGCCCUCAUCCACCCCAACCCACGUACCUAGUAGCCUUCCUGGUCCCCCCUCAGCCAUGGGCACACCCCCUGACCCCUCCCUGCCGCUCACACCCCUUCAGCCUCAGACAGAACCCCCCAGCCAGAUGCAGCAGCCCACCUCAGUACAGGCACAGCACCCCAGCACACCGUUGUCCCAGGCAGCAGCGAGUAUAGAUAACAGAGUGCCCACCCCAGCUUCUGUGGCCGAGCUGAACUCCCAGCAGACCCUGCCGGACAUGAGCAGCACUGAAGCCAAACCUGAAGUAAAAGACGAAGAAGAGGACAGCAACUCUGGGAAGAAGCAGACGGAUAUAAAAAUGGAGCAGGAUGAUGAAACCAAACCCCCGCUGGUGAAGAAGGAGGAGCCAGAUCCAGUAGAGCCAAAGCAGGAACCAAUGGAAACUGAGGAGAAGAAGCCGGAGAUGAAGGCAGAACCCAAAGAAGAGGAGGAGGCCAACAGCACCUCAGCCAACUCCACCACUCAGAACCGCAAGAAAAUUUUCAAGCCAGAGGAGCUGAGACAAGCCCUAAUGCCGACACUUGAGGCCCUCUACAGGCAAGACCCAGAGUCACUGCCCUUCAGACAACCUGUAGACCCCAUGCUACUGGGCAUUCCUGACUACUUUGAAAUCGUGAAGAAUCCCAUUGACUUAUCCACCAUCAAGCGCAAGCUGGACACGGGUCAGUACCAGGAGCCAUGGCAGUAUGUAGAAGAUGUGUGGCUCAUGUUCAACAACGCCUGGUUGUACAACCGUAAAACAUCCCGUGUGUACAAGUACUGCACCAAACUGGCAGAAGUGUUUGAAGCAGAGAUUGAUCCCGUCAUGCAGGGCCUGGGCUACUGCUGCGGCAGGAAGUACGAGUUCUCACCUCAGACGCUGUGUUGUUAUGGCAAACAAUUGUGUACCAUCUCCAGGGAUGGCACCUACUACAGCUACCAGAACAGUUCACCCAAAUAUGGCCUUAUUGCCGACAGGUAUCACUUCUGUGAGAAGUGCUUCAACGAGAUCCAGGGCAACAGUGUGACCCUGGGGGACGACCCGGCACAGCCACAGACGAUGAUAUCAAAAGAGCAGUUUGAAAAGAAGAAAAACGACAUGUUGGACUCAGAACCGUUUGUUGAAUGUAAAGACUGUGGACGAAAGAUGCAUCAGAUUUGCGUGCUGCACUAUGACGUCAUUUGGCCAUCUGGCUUUAUCUGUGACAACUGUCUGAAGAAGUCUAGCAAAGCAAGAAAAGAGAACAAGUUUUCAGCCAAACGAUUGCAGUCUACAAGGUUGGGGACAUACAUUGAGGACAGAGUGAAUAAGUACUUGAAAAGGCAGAACCACCCAGAGGCCGGUGAAGUGUUUGUGCGAGUGGUGGCCAGCUCGGACAAAACUGUGGAGAUUAAGCCUGGCAUGAAGUCUAGGUUUGUGGACUCAGGCGAGAUGGUGGAGAGCUUCCCUUACAGAACCAAAGCACUUUUUGCAUUUGAGGAAAUAGACGGAGUGGACGUUUGUUUCUUCGGCAUGCACGUCCAGGAGUACGGCUCAGAAUGCCCCUUUCCAAAUACCAGACGGGUUUACAUAUCAUACCUCGACAGUAUUCACUUCUUCAAACCACGUAUGCUAAGGACUGCAGUGUACCAUGAGAUCUUAAUAGGCUACCUGGAGUAUGUGAAGAAACUGGGGUAUGUGACAGGUCACAUCUGGGCCUGCCCACCCAGUGAAGGGGAUGACUACAUUUUCCACUGCCACCCACCUGACCAGAAGAUCCCCAAGCCCAAGAGGCUUCAAGAGUGGUACAGAAAGAUGCUGGACAAGGCUUUCGCCGAGAGGAUCUUGCAUGAUUACAAGGACAUUUUCAAGCAGGCGACAGAAGACAGGCUGACCAGUGCCUAUGAGCUGCCGUACUUUGAGGGUGACUUUUGGCCUAAUGUGCUGGAGGAGAGCAUCAAGGAGCUCGAGCAAGAGGAGGAGGAGAGGAAGAAAGAGGAGAACACGGCCUCUUCUGAGACGACAGAGGGAGCCCACGCUGACAGCAAGAAUGCCAAAAAGAAGAAUAACAAGAAAACCAACAAAAACAAGAGCAGCGUCAGUCGAGCCAAUAAGAAAAAGCCUGGGAUGCCGAAUGUAGCCAAUGAUUUGUCCCAGAAGCUGUACGCCACGAUGGAGAAGCAUAAGGAGGUGUUUUUUGUUAUCCACCUCCAUGCCGGGCCAGUCAUUAACAACCUGCCACCCAUCAUGGACCCAGAUCCUUUGUUGACCUGUGACCUGAUGGAUGGCCGUGAUGCCUUUCUGACUUUGGCCAGGGACAAGCACUGGGAGUUCAGCUCACUGAGAAGGUGCAAAUGGAGCACAAUGUGUAUGUUGGUUGAGCUGCACAACCAGGGACAAGACCGCUUUGUGUACACCUGCAACGAGUGCAAGCACCAUGUAGAGACUCGCUGGCACUGCACCGUCUGCGAGGACUACGACCUAUGCAUUAACUGCUACAACACUAAGGGCCAUGAGCACCAGAUGGUGAAGUGGGGCCUGGGUAUAGACGACGACAGCAACGGUCAGGGUGGAGAGGCCUCCAAGAGCCCUCAGGAGAGCCGACGUCUCAGCAUCCAACGCUGCAUCCAGUCCCUGGUCCACGCCUGCCAGUGCCGCAAUGCCAACUGCUCUUUGCCUUCAUGCCAGAAGAUGAAGAGAGUGGUUCAACACACCAAGGGCUGCAAGCGCAAGACCAAUGGUGGCUGUCCUGUGUGCAAGCAACUCAUCGCUUUAUGUUGUUAUCACGCCAAGCACUGUCAGGAGAACAAGUGUCCCGUUCCCUUCUGUCUCAACAUCAAGCACAAACUCCGUCAGCAGCAGCUUCAGCACAGGCUCCAGCAGGCUCAAAUGAUGCGUCGCAGAAUGGCCACCAUGGCUGGAAGGGGUAUGCCCAUGCCAUCUCCACCUACCUCAGCUGCCCCUGACACCCCCAACUCUGUGCAGCAGCCUAAUACACCCCAGACCCCCCAGCCUAUGCCCAACCAGCCCCAACAACAGCAGCCACCAAACCCUGCCAAUAUUGCUCAAGGCUUCCCGAACAAUGGCCGCAACAGCCAGCCCCCAACACCAGUCCCGCAGGGCAAACCAGGGCCUCAGUCAUCCCCUCUCCAUCAGCAGCAGUCACCUUUGCCUAACAUGCCGCAUCAACAGCAGCCUCAGCCUCAGCCACCACAGCAGCCACAGCCACAGCAGCCACUACUGGCAGCCCUGAAGGUGGCUAGACAGAUCGAGAUGGUAGCCAAGGCGAAGCAACAGCAGAAUUAUGCCAUGAAUGGGAUGCCCAUGAACCACCCACGAAUGAUAGGGCCCAUGCAGGGCCAGAUGCAGAUGAUGCAGGGACCACGGGGCCCCCAAGUGAUGCAGGCUAUGCAGCAGGGGCAGUGGGGUCCAGGGAUGCAGAAUCCCAUGCAGAAUCCCCAGGGUCAUCAGCCGCAGGUCCCUCCUCAACAAGGCCCUAUGGCCCCACAGCAGGCUCAGGGAACCCCCAUGCCACAGCAGGGCCAGCUCAUGCAGAGGCCCAUGAUGCCCCAGCAACAGGGUCUCCAAAUGCCUGGGGUCAUGCCUCCCCAGGGGACCUCUCAGCAGGGCAUGACACCACAGCAGCAUAACAUGCCACGGAGCAUACCUGGUAACAUUGCUCCAAGUGCCCUGCAGGAGUUACUGCGCACCCUCAAAUCUCCCAGCUCCCCGCAGCAGCAACAGCAGGUCCUCACCAUCCUCAAGUCGAACCCCCACCUCAUGGCCGCCUUCAUUAAACAGAGGACAGCCAAGUACCAGGCGAACCAGCCGCAGCAACAGCAGCAGGCACAGCAGCAAACCCCCCAGGCCAUGCUGGGGUCCCAGGCAGGAAUGCAGGCCAUUGCAGCCAUGGCAAACCAGGUGCAGAGGCCAGGGAUGGCACCUCAACAGCAGCCUCCUCCGCAAGCAGGGUCCCAGGGCAUGCCAACUAUGGGUCCCCAAGGCCAGAUGAUGAAUGCUGCUCAAAACGGCAAUCCCCAACUGUACCGCAGACAGCAGCUGCUCAGGAUGCAGCAGAUGCAGCAGCAGCAGGCACAGCAGCAGCAGGGAGGCAUGCCUCAAGGCCACGGUCAGUUCCCCCAGCAGCAGCCAGGGCCAGCAAGCUACUCCCAGCUCCGUAUGCAGCAGCAGAUGGCUAUGCAAGGAGGUGGGGGGCCCAUGGGACAGCUUCCUCCCGCGUCCCAAAUGGGCCAACCGGGCAUGGGCAUGGAUGGGCCCCAGAACCUCCUCCAGCAGCGCAUGCUUCAGCAGCAGCAGCAGCAGCAGAUGUUAAAGCAACAGAUGGGCUCUCCAGCGCAGGCUAACUCGAUGAGUCCACAACCCCACAUGCUCCAAGGUCAAGCCCAGGGAGGAGCUCACUUACCUGGCCAGACAAUGGCAAACACCCUGGGAAACCAAGUACGCUCCCCAGCUCCAGUGCAAUCGCCCCGUCCGCCUUCGCAGCAGCCCCCGCAUUCCAGUCCCUCCCCACGGAUACAGCCUCAGCCCUCACCUCAGCACGGCGCCCUCCACUCAAGCUCUCCCCACCCCAGUCUUGGAGGCCCCAUGUCAGGAUCCAUGGAGCAGGGACACAUGGGAACACCUGAGCAGAGUGCCAUGCUCCCGCAACUUAACACACCAAACAGAGGAGGGUUGAAUAAUGACAUGGGUAUGGUGGGUGACACAACGGGAGACACGCUGGAGAAAUUUGUUGAAGGAUUGUAGCAUUUUGUGACAGAAGAAAGGCCUUGUUCUGUUUUCAGCUGAGAAAUUUUUGUACUUGCUGAUGUAAAAAGCUAAAGUAAAUACAAACAAAUGAGUCAUAUGAGGCCUACAGACUGUGAACUUUCCUUAAACCAAGGGACUGCUUUUUCUUCCAACACACAGAGUGAUUUAAUAAUUGCUGUUUAAAAGAAGACAACAAAGACACAAAGAAUAUAUUUUUGGUUCAGACCAGUCAUGCAAGACUUUGCCCUGGUCUUUGUGUUGUUUUAAUUUGUUUUUCAUUUGUUAUGCUCUGGUAUUGACGUUUUUUAACAAAACUUCUCAAAACAAAAAUAUUUCAUUUUAUUAUUCAAUUUUUUUUAUUUUGUACCUUUGCAAAUUGAUAUCGUAUUUGUGUUGAGAAGACUGUAAAGUUAUUUGUCUGGGAAUUUCUUGCCAGGUUUUCACCUCUUGCUCAGUUUCUCUGUUCCUGGCUAAUUUAUUCUAAUAUGCCAUUUUUCAAAAGGACUGCCUUUGGGAAAGCCUUAAUUUCUUUCCUGUUUGCAGAGUCUAUGGGAGAUUAACAUAUUUGUAUAGAUCUAGGAACUAUUGCACACACCCAAACACAACAGGCAGGUGUAAGAGAAACCUGCAUUGAAGCUUGUUAAUGUUCACAGGUGCCGGAAUGUUCUUUUUACUGGCUUGGGCCCAGAAAUUGUCUUGCAAAUGUUUAAAAAAUUGCUUUGUCUCUCCCUCAGUCUGAAGAAAUUCUCAUAAAAUCCUGAACCUCUUUUGCCUGUGGUGGGAAUUUAACUUGUUUGACUGCUGAUUUGUGUUCAGAGAGAAUUUUGUGCAUUAUUUUCUCUCUUGCAUUACACUUGAAUUGAUUAUGAACUGUUCUCUAAUGUAAAUCAUGCAGCUAGACAGUACUGUAAAUAUGCAGAAAAUAAGAAUGAAAUCACUGUACAAACUGGUUCAAAUGGCUCAUUUCGUACUUAUAUACCAUAUUGUUAAAUAAACCUGUGUGCCACAGA